CCGCUUGCUGCAGUCACAUCGUUCGCUAGCACGGGUCAAAGUUAUCCCGGAAUAACGCUAGCACGCAUGUGCUGUCAACCCGGAUGUAGAAUUAUACCCGUUCUUCCGACCUCUGGCUCUGUUUAUGAUUUCACAUUCUAAACGUCAACACGAAUUAGUGAAUUCAGAGGCUAUCUAUCCGUUAUGUGUCAAUAAUAGAGGGGCUAGACUGGUCUGGUCCGGGUCAGGAUCCGAAGAGGCAGUCUUGACAGAUCACCAGGUGAAAGCUGGACUAGGCUGCAAAUGUUUUAAAAUUAAAUUAGCUUGUGACUAGUUUCAAUGCUCAUAGCUAGCCAUCGUGAUAUAUGGUGGUGGCCUAUUAUGACCGUUUAAAUAGACAUAUUUCACUUAUUUCUUACAGCAUCGUCCUGCUGCAGCCAGGUUUUUGUUUGGGUUUAGGAAAUCUCGAGCAUACGAUGCUUUGGCUACUGAGAAGUUGGACUUCUUGAAGUUAGUUGGUUGCCCUAAUCCAUGAGUUUGUAGGCUAAUCGUAAACAUGGAUUUUCGAAGUAACAAAAAGUAUGAACGUGGAAGCAACUGGUCCCAUCCAGAAGUGGCUGAAUUAUUGCAGCUCUGGGCAGACGAGUCGGUCCAGAUUGAACUGGAGAGCUGUCUGCGUAAUCAACACGUCUUCAAUCGCAUUGCUGAAAUAUUGCAUAGGAGGGGUAUUUUCCGCACGGGGGACCAAUGCAGGGAGAAAAUAAAAAAGAUGAAACUGGAGUACCGUCGCAUUAAAGAAAAUCAAAACGGAAGCGUUCGUGGUGGUAGAGCGUGGAAGUUCUAUGAAGUUAUGGAUCGCGUCCUGACGAACCGACCAUCCAUGUCCUCUUACGCAUCAGGAGGAGGAGGAGCCGGGGUUGGUGUGAUGGCUCACCAGCUGCUGCCAGGAGCGGGUUAUUCGGACGCAUACAUCCACGGCCUGCCAACAGCAGCAUUCGGGUCUCCAACGCAAAGCUCCUAUUUGUUCAGUCACCCCCCAAAACCUGGUGACUUGCUGGAGAUCAAAAGCGAGGACAUCAACUCAGAGGAUGGGCUGCUCAGCUCAGGUGCCCCCGCGGAGCUGCUGUACCACAUCGGCUCAGGUGACGAGCCUGAUGCUGACAGUAAAUCAGUGGGCGCCGACAUUGAAGACCCGGUGGAGACUGAAAGAGCAGAGGGCGUUCUUCACGCUCGACUGUCUCCCUCAGGGUUGAGCGACCAGAACAUGGCUGGUUCUUCAGGCACAGGCAUAUCUGUGCAAGAUGGUGUUGGCAGCAGCGGUGGCAUUGGGGGAGGUGGGGAGAGAGAGGACAGGCCCAGGUCAUAUGACCAAGGCAGCGGUGGUGGUGGCAGCCUGAAAGGCCCAAACUCCGGUCGUCAGCGCAAGAGGCGACGUGUAGGCAGGGGUAUGUGUGGUGGUGGUGGUGGUGGAGGAGGAGGAGGGUGCAGGCGUGCCAUGGACGAGGCCCUGCUCAGCUUCUUCUCCUGGCAGCGGGCAGCUGAGGAGAGACUCCUGUCCCUGGAGGAGGCGCGAAUGGAGAGGGAGACACGGGCAGAGGAGCGGAGGGAGCUGCUGGAGGAGAGGCGUGCCGAGCAGGAGCGUCAACAUGAGCUGCGGGUCCUAUCGCUCCUAGCUGGGGCCUUGGGAGGAGGAGGUGGUGUUGGUGGAGGAGCAGGGGUCAGAGCUGAGGGUCUACUUUCCACCCCAAUGGCAGGUCUGUCUCGGGAGCCCACCUCUACCACUGCUGGAGGUCCCACUCCCACUGCCCGCCCUGUCACCUUGUCUUCCUCCUCCUCCUCUUCCUCCUCGUCUGCAGCCCUCUCCUGCUCACUCAGAGGCGCGGACGCCCCGGGACACAGCAUCUAUCUCUCUCGCCGUGGCAACCGCAUCCGCCAGCACCAGGGCAUUCUUCAGGAAGGAUACACGCAGUACCAUGCCAAUAAGUACAGCGAGGACAACCCCAAUGGCAUUAUCAAUAUGGGGACCAGUGAGAACAAGCUGUGCUACGAUCUUCUACACAAACGGCUUAGCCAGCCUGACAUGGUCUGCCUAGAGCCGUCCCUGCUUCAGUAUCCAGACUGGAAAGGCCAUCUGUUCCUCCGAGAGGAAGUAGCUCGCUUUCUCACAGAGUACUGUCACUCUGCGGAACCCCUGAAGGCCCAGAAUGUGGUAGUGAUGAAUGGCUGUGGCUCUCUCUUCUCUGCCGUCGCAGCAGUGCUAUGUGACCCAGAAGACGCCAUCCUCAUUCCCACGCCCUUCUAUGGGUGCAUCACGGAGGAUGUCCAUCUCUACAGCAGUGUUCACCUCUUCCACGCACACCUGAGUGCUGAGCCAAGCGGUAGUGCCAACAGACCUUUUCAGCUGACAGUCGAUGUUCUGGAAACUGCCCUCGCCAAAGCAAAGAAAGAGGGUGUAAAUAUCAGAGCGGUCAUACUGGUAAACCCCCAUAAUCCAUUGGGGGAGAUGUACUCCUCGGAAGAGAUGAUGGACUUCCUGGAAUUUGCUCGAAGGCACGAGCUCCAUGUCAUAGUGGACGAGGUCUACAUGCUGACGGUGUUCGAUGAGGCCACGUCCUUCCACAGUGUCCUCGGUCUUGACAGGUUGCCAGAUCCACAGAGGACCCAUGUACUGUGGGGCUUGAGCAAGGACUUUGCCAUGGCUGGCAUCCGCGUUGGCACGCUCUACUCUCCGAACCGGCACCUCGUGGAGGCUCUGGACCAGCUGGGCUGCUUCCACGGCGUGCCAGGCCCCGUGCAACAGCAGGUGGCCCGUCUGCUACAGGACAAGGUCUGGAUCAGUGAGGAGUACCUGCCCACCUGUAGGGGGCGCCUGCGGGAGGCUCACGGCUUCUUGGUGGAGGAGCUGAGGAAGAUGAACGUGCCCUUCCUCCACCGGCCCGUCGGCUUCUUCAUCUGGGCCGACUUUAGCCAGUUCCUCUCGGAGGUGUCGUUUGCUGCAGAGCUGGAGCUGUGGCGUGUGUUCCUGAGGCAUCGCGUGGUGCUCAGCUGUGGUCAGGCCUUCUCCUGCUCCAGCCCCGGCUGGUUCCGCAUCGUCUUCACCGACCAGCACACUCGCCUGCAGAUCGGCAUGCAGCGGAUCAAGAAGGCCCUGGAGGAGUUGAAGAAGUCACCUAGCGACAUCAGGGAAUCAAAACCACCAGUGCCAUCCGACCAGACAACCAGCUGCACAGGCACCGGUAAGGGUCAGAAGGAGCCCACAACCGACACAGCCAAGGACAGCCCCACGCAUAAGGCACUACCACCAUCACCACCACAACCACCAGACGGUGGGUCAGAGAGGUCUCUGCUGCAGGACUGUACAGACAAGCUCAGCCCUGCCACCGCAGCAGACGGUGGAGAUGGAGAUGGAGAUGGAGACACAGACAAUGCUGUCUGUCUGGAUGCCGAGGAACUCGUGGUGCUCGAGUGCCAGAGCCAGAGUCAGCAUUCGGGGGAAAAACUGGACAGCCUCAUCGGAGAGCUGCGCCAGCAGAUCCGCUCCUCCGAUUGGCUGGAGAAGAACACUCCGGAACUGUCGGCCGGCGAGGACCCCGAGCUGCUGGAGGUGUUCAAAGACUUGCUGGAGAGAGCCAGGAAGUAAGCAGGGGAAACAUGAUCCAGGAAAGAGAGAGACAGAGAGAGAGGAUGGGAGAGAGAGGUGGUGGUGGGGGGGGGUGAGAGAGGUGGAGAGGGAUGAGCCAACCAAGGACAGCAGCGAGCAGAAAGCUGGCUGGCUGGAUGCCUUCUGCUUCAACUCACUGCUGUGGGACACCAAAGAGAUUGGCCCAGUCUGAAAUCUACUACAGCCACUCUAUUCACACUACACUACACUUCUGCACUAUAAUAAUAAUAAUAAUAAUAAUUGUAUUUGUAUAGCACUGUGUCAUACAAGGCAUGUAACUCAAAGUGCUUAACAAAUGGGAAAAAACAUUGUUAGAGAUAGAUUUAAAAGGAGAGGUAUAGAGGAGAGGCAGAAAAAGCAGGAAGGCAGAGGAAGAAGAGAUAGACAGAGAAUGUAGAGUCAUAAGGUCAACGUAGGUUAGGACCAGGAUUCUUAGAUGUGUAAGGUCCAUAGUGGCUGGGCCUAUCAUAAGUCAUAGAUAGUCACACAGAGAUUGGGCGCUCAGGUGCGGCCCCUGGUGGCAUCAGGGGUGAGGAAAAACUCCCUUUCGCUUGAUUCAUAGUUUGUGAGGGGGAAAAAAAAGCGAAUGUUCACCCAUCCAGUACAUAGUCAAUGUAGGAAUCAAAAUGGUGUCAUUCCCCACCCUAUGCAGUUUACUAUGAAGUGAAAGAAUGAGCAUUCGGGACAUGGUCAUGGGUUUGGUACAGAAAGCCAAUGUAUGACCUAAUGUCACUGAUUUCACAAUGAAAGGUGAUGUUGAGAAACACAGUUGCCAACCACAUAAUCUUGCCUUCAGUCUUAAGCUUGUUUUUCCUGUCAUGUGUAAUGUUCACCCAUGCCAUUAAUCAGUCACACUUACAUUUCAUCUUCAUGUCUUAAGUUGGGCGUUUGUCGCCUAGGCCUUGUUUGUAGUUUGGGUUCAGGCCUAGGAAGCAAUUGUUUACUAUGCAGAUGUCACAAAAAUGAUGACAUUUUGCCAGAGCUAGCACUUUCUACUCUUCCUUCCUAUUCAUUGUCUGAGCUGUGUUUUGACAUUAACUCUUCAUUAUUAUGUAAGUCUAGGGAUAUGGUUUGGCUAAGCAUUGAACACAAGUUUGGCUAAACAUUAAACACAACACAAGUAAGGAAAAGAUUCUUUUAAAUAAUUUCUUUAAGCCGAGCUUUUUAAAAGGACAGUAUUAACUGCAUACUGUAUGUUCCUGUUGCUCCUCUUGUUUUAAAAGCACAACCAACAGCCAAUAAACACCCAUUAUCCAAUGAAGCCUAAGUAAAUGGUAUUUUCCCAGUGAGAUCUCAACACUGCUGGAAACCCAAUUUACAAAUGAAGGGCUUUUUUAUUAAACAAAUGUGAAAUGGCCUCCAAAAAUCACCCACGGUGGUCUGGAUUACACAGAAUGCUAAAUGUGAAAACCACCCACGGUUAUUUUAGUAAUAAUUGUUGUACACAACACAUCAUCUGCACACAGGACCUGUGUUAUGGUCGUGAAAUGGAAAUGAAAUGUCCAACCACCCUGUAAUAGUAUGUGCAUAUGUCUAAAAAUCUGUUUCAAAACAUUAAACAUUUCAACACUU
Molecule: messenger RNA, 5212 nt
Organism: Engraulis encrasicolus (European anchovy)
Lineage: Eukaryota; Metazoa; Chordata; Actinopteri; Clupeiformes; Engraulidae
Gene: accs
Product: 1-aminocyclopropane-1-carboxylate synthase homolog (Arabidopsis)(non-functional)
Exons: 16
Coding region: 536-3619 (1027 amino acids)
Biological process (GO): amino acid metabolic process; biosynthetic process
Molecular function (GO): transaminase activity; pyridoxal phosphate binding
Source: RefSeq, a predicted model, not a curated record